UUUUUUUGUUUCUUUUUCUUGGUUCUGUAUCCAAUCUCAGUACUUCAUUCAAUCUUGAGAGCAUCUACUAUCCCACUACUAUCAACUCCCCGGCUUCUUUAGUUUUCUAUUAACCCAUCUGCUUGUGUUUGUUUUGUUUUCGUUUGGUCAUCACUCAUUACCUUGUAAUUCUUCCUCGAAGAAACGGGUUCAGGCUAUGGGGUUUCUCCUGCUCUUUCUGCUCUUAACGGUUUCUUCGGUUUACGCUGAUGAAGCCAAACAAACAGAUGCUUCUGCAGCAGCUUUCAUUGGAGUGAACAUAGGUGGAACAGACAUGUCAGACAUGCCACACCCAACACAAGUAGUUGCACUUCUGAAAGCCCAACAAAUCCACCAUGUCCGCCUAAACAACGCGGACCGGGGCAUGCUUGUGGCCCUGGCAAGCUCUGGCAUCAGAGUUGCAGUCUCCAUCCCAAACGAUCAGCUCAUAGGCAUUGGUGAGUCGAACUCGACCGCUGCAAACUGGGUUUCACAGAACGUGGUGUCGCACUACCCAGCCACCAACAUUACAACAGUUUGUGUUGGUUCAGAGGUGCCCUGGAACAUGGGCCGUGUCCUAGUCAGCGCCAUUAGGUACAUCCAUUCCGCCCUGGUAGCAUCUGGACUUGACAAGCAAGUGAAAGUGUCAACCCCUCUAGCAUCUUCCAUCAUCCUCGACUCGUUCCCUCCGUCCCAAGCCUUCUUCAACCACUCGUGGAAACCUGUUCUGAUUCCCAUGCUUCAGUUCUUGCAAUCCACGGGCUCCUCCUUCAUGCUCAAUGUCUACCCGUAUUACGAGUACAUGCAGUCAAAUGGCGUUAUCCCUCUGGACUAUGCUCUUUUUAACCCUCUCUCUGCUGCCAAAGAAGCUGUUGACUCUAACACCCUCCUCCACUAUACCAAUGUGUUUGAUGCUAUGGUGGACGCCGCUUACUUUGCAAUGGCUGACCUCAACUUCACGAAUAUCCCUGUGGUGGUGUCUGAGUCGGGCUGGCCCUCGAAAGGUGACCCCAAUGAGCCUGACGCCACUCUGGACAACGCCAACACUUACAACAGCAAUUUGAUCAAGCACAUUAUCAACCAAACAGGAACCCCAAAAUACCCCGGCAUCCCCGUCAGCACAUACAUCUAUGAGCUCUACAAUGAGGAUACAAAGCCGGGCCCAGUGUCAGAAAAGAACUGGGGAUUGUUUGACUCGAAUGGAAGGCCGGUAUAUAUCUUGCGAUUGACCGGGUCCGGAUCCGUUCUGGCAAAUGAUACUACAAAGGAGACUUAUUGUGUUGCAAAAGAAGGGGCAGAUCCUAGGAUGCUUCAGGCAGCUCUGGACUGGGCUUGUGGGCCAGGGAAGGUGGUAUGUUCACCGCUGAUGCAAGGUGCGCCCUGUUAUGAACCAGAUAAUGUGAUGGCUCAUGCGACAUAUGCUUUUGAUGCUUAUUAUCAGAAUAAAGGAAAGGUUCCUGGAAGCUGUGACUUCAAUGGGGUGGCCACUGUCACCACAACAAAUCCAAGUCAUGGUUCAUGUCUAUUUGGAAGGUAAUUUCUUUUUCCCUAAACACAUGUGCAAUGGUGGCAGAGCCUACCACACUUGGUAACUACCACAUGUGCAAUGGUGGCGGAGGGGGAAAAUUCAUUCACAUAAGUUUUGCAUGCUAGGUAUUUGGGGAAUAUGUAGGUAUUAUUAUAAAUAAUAAAGAGAUAGCUAGAUCUGACAUGUGUGGCUGCUGGCUCCCCAAGAUCUACCAGGACCAGCGAAGUUAGGGACUUGCUUGGCCACAACCCGUCCUAGUUUCAGUAGUUCUGUCAAAAAAGAUUGUUUCUUUGUACAUGAAGAAGAACACACACACACACACACACUAAAUUGAAAUUUCUUUCCGAAUCACAGCCAAUCUGAGACUAGGGGAACUCCAACUCUGCCAAUGCACAUACAUACAACAAAUUCUUCGUAUAUGUUAUGCAUCAUGUGGGUUCUGCUAAAAAAUAUCACAUUGCUACAAUAAAUUUUCAUGCUGAAGAUGUUCUUUCUAUAUGCAGAGGUAACAAAAACGACACAUAUCUGAACAGUACAUCUCCUACGGUGGAUUCAAAUUUAACAUCGGGCUCCUACUACUUGAACUACAAAUCCUUCUUUGCAGCACAUAUCAUGCUUGGGAUCUUAGGAUGGGGCUCAACUAUCUUGUAGUAGCGCAAUUUGAAUCUUUUUUCCUUGCUUGGUAGUUAGCUAGUUAGAAUGUAUGGAGCUUAUGAUGAUAGAUCUAUGGAUGUGCAAUUUUUUUGUGUGGUCAUUUUCAUGUGCAGAACAAAUUAUCUUGCUUCUCACUCCGUUAUUAGGUGGUGGAAUGUAUUCGCUGCAGACCCCCAAUCCAUACCGUUAGCGAUUCUACAUCUCUACCAAAGAUGUCUACAUAAAUAAUCCAUACUCAUAAACACGUCUACAUAGAUAGAUUAUAUUAAUCAUUUUGAUAUUUAAUAUAAAAGGAUACAGUGUUGAC
Messenger RNA from Cuscuta europaea, 2507 nucleotides. Lineage: Eukaryota; Viridiplantae; Streptophyta; Magnoliopsida; Solanales; Convolvulaceae. The record is from the annotation of a GenBank genome assembly.